GCGCAUUUAACAGUAAGAAAUUAAGAAUCAGCCCAUGUAGGUCAGCGGCGUCCAUGGUAACACAAUUUCAAAUGACCACUGGACCUGAGGUUACAAGUGAGCUGCGAUGUGCGCGUGCAUACGGACCAGCUUGCGAAGCCUGUGGCCAACAAGCAUGUUUUUAAUGCUGUUGCAGCUGCACUUUUGUGCGGGAUGUCCGUCAACACCUCAGCAGCCGAAGGCAAACCGUGAUUUGAACGACAUGCUGAAAGAGGCCAUGCUGGAUAACCGCCAAGACGACCGGAUCAUACUGACGGGACUAGCCCCGAGUCAAGACGUGACAGACAGCGUGGUGUACCGGCCGCGUUUGGGGGAGCACGCAGAGUUCAACUGCAGCGUGCCAGUUGGCAGUAAUUUGCGUGAUGUGUCCUGGCUGCACCAAGGGCGGACCGUCUUCGAAGCUGGACGGCCGAUUCCGGCGCCGAUGGGGGACACCACGGGACAGAGCUACAAUUUUAGCCACGUCAAUUAUACCCUCAUUUUCGUGGUCCUCAAUGUCAGUAUGCGCUCCGGGGGUUCCGUGCAUUGUGUUGACGCCCCGCGGGGCCCCGCCUACACGCCCCGCUCCCGCGUCCUGCAGCGUUUCAUGCUGUUGCCGCUGAUCACGCGCAGCACAGAAGUUUUCGCAGCGCCCGAUGUUCCUUAUCGGAUCUUGACCGCCAUCGAGGGAGAGCGCGUCACGGUGCCCUGUUCUAUCCGCCUGCCCCUUCCGGACAGCAUCUUUACUGAUAUAUUCAACCACUUGAUCUGGCGCCAUAAGGACCGCAUCGUCCAUGGCCCCUGGGAGGCACCGUACGGGCCCUUGAUUCCCGCCAUGGCCCGCACUUAUUACGCACCGCGUGAUGCUGAAUUCAACCGCCCAUGCUCAACCAAUAGCCCUGGCCAGCUGUCUCGCGUUACACCCUACUUUCAGCCGGUCACGUUGGCCGAUGGGGGACUUCUGGAGUGCUUGUUCCGGCCGCACCGGGGCAUACAUGAAUGGAUAGUUCAGACGACGGAGCUAUUGGUUUAUCCUAAGAAUGCCACGCAGUAACGCCAUUAUGGGCGAUACCGGACGGUAGUUUCCGUUAUGAUGCUAGUGUGCUGCACUGUGUGGAUGUUUGUCAGUAUAUACGAGUAUAUUGUACUAUAUAGUGUUUUUGUGGGUGCGGCGCUGUCAUAAAUGGUGCUGCAGAAGCCGGGAAUGCACGUAGACUUGGCCAACCGAAGAUGGUCUCAUGUGUCGCUUAGUCGCGUGGCACUCGUUCUUGUUGACGAUGACCUGCAAGGGACACGGACGGGACUUCUGGGAUGAAUAUGUCCGGACGAGAUUAGGACUUUUCUGUGUGUGGGCCACUGUGGGGAACGAGCAGCGAAAGAUUGGUGUCGGUCGGGAGAGCCCCGGAGAAGGGGCGAUCACGCUAUUGCGCUUACACUGCUACGUCGGUAAAUUAGUGCAUAUUACGUACUGAUCUAUCUACGCAGUUGGCGAAAGCCGUGAUCGAGUAGCGAUCAGUAGCACUUAAACUAAUCCAUGUAUUUUUUAACUGUUCAAUUUUUAUCCAGAUUUUAUUACGUUGCCUGCAUAAAAGCGUUACAACAACACGAAAACACGAAGC
Molecule: messenger RNA, 1637 nt
Organism: Paramacrobiotus metropolitanus
Lineage: Eukaryota; Metazoa; Tardigrada; Eutardigrada; Parachela; Macrobiotidae
Exons: 3
Coding region: 107-1072 (321 amino acids)
Source: RefSeq, a predicted model, not a curated record